This is a messenger RNA of Lutzomyia longipalpis, 17493 nucleotides long. RefSeq names its product insulin receptor substrate 1-B (gene chico). Gene Ontology annotation, cellular component: cytosol; plasma membrane. The record is from RefSeq and is a predicted model, not a curated record. The coding region runs from base 5235 to 10088 and encodes 1617 amino acids. Gene Ontology annotation, biological process: insulin receptor signaling pathway. The transcript is spliced from 10 exons. NCBI's taxonomy places the organism in Eukaryota, Metazoa, Arthropoda, Insecta, Diptera, Psychodidae. Gene Ontology annotation, molecular function: phosphatidylinositol 3-kinase binding; insulin receptor binding.
GGGUACGAUGUUUUUGUUGUGAGCCCCAAUGUGAUUUCCAUGCCGUUCUACGAGAAAAGCUCCUCGAAGGCGUCGAACGUUUUUCUCUGUGCACUCUGCUCCCUCAUUGCAGUGAAUUGUGUAUAAAGGGAAAAAAUAUUGAAAUAAUUUGUGAAAAAUUACCCCAGAAUUGUUUUCAAAGUGUCCGACAGUGAAAUCGACUCCAAAUUGUGAAUUUUCCGUGUUGAAACUGUGAGUGGAGCAAAAGAAGAAAAAGCCCACGCUUUUCUCUCGCCCAAAAAGUGUUGGAAGCUUUUAAUGCGUUUCAUGUGAAAACACUCAAGAGCCAUAUUUUCUCUUUGCAAAAUAUAAAUGUGAAAAAUAUGAAACAAAUUCGGAAAACUCUAGCCUUGUGAAUUUUUCUUUUUUAAUCUUUAAUUUGAAAAAAAAAUCUCAUUGAUUUUUUUGUGAAGGAAAAUUUUGGAAAGAAAAACUGUUUUAGGUGAAAAUUCUGAGCUUUUUAGUGGAAUAAAACGCAUUUAAAGAGCGCACGACGCAAAAAGCGGGAGACGUGGACGAGAAAAAGGAGUUGUGUGGCGUCUGUAAGUAGAUUUUAUUACGUAUCAAAAAUAAUUCUCUACCCCCCCAACAAAUUGGUGUGGGUGGAAAGAAUUCAAGGAUUUUCCAUUCGACGCCACCCACAGACUUUUCAUCCCUCUCAUGUUUUUUUUUCAAACUUAUUAUUUGUCUAUCCCAUGAAAAUAUCGCACAGCUAAACAUUUUCUAUCUUCUCUUUUCGUUAGAAAAAAAAAACGUUAGAAAAAUCCAAAGGUUAUGAAGCCUAAAAUUUGUGUUCCUGUUUGUAAAUUGUAUGAGGGAAAGUCUAGGAAAACCCCGUAGGAAGAAAAUUCACCCACCCAUACGGUACAUGAUGGUUUUGCGCCAAAUUUUUCCCACCACCCAACUGCGCCUCACAUUUUCUCCCGAAUUACGUAACAUUAUUUAGUGUCGUUGGUAUAUCAAUUUCACUUAAUAUUGCAUUUUAUUUAUUGGAUUUUAAUACUCCGACGAGACCCUUUUUUCGAGCUUUUUUUUUGGGUCGUCCAUUGGAAUUUGUGGGGGUGGAUUAAGUAAUAAGGAGGGGUUCACAGUCUUCUCUGCACUUUUUUUCUUCUUCUUACUCCUCCAGCCACCCAUCGUCUCAAUAUAUACAACCGCAAGAUGGUACGAAAGAUGGGGUGAAACUUAUGUGUUGGAGGCGAAUUGUGUGAAUUUUUCUCGAAGAAAAUUUUCAGUGUGGGAUUCCUUAAAUUCGAGACACGUAGUCGUGAAGUUUUCUAAUGAAAUCCCCCUCAUCCUUUCGGCAUGUCAUUUGUUUGCCUUCUGCCAUGUGUGAGAGUCGCUUGCGGGGGAGGGGGGUGGUAAUACCGAUAGGGGCGAGAUCUUCUCAAGAAAGAAAAAAAAACGAGAAAAUUCUGAAGCUAAAAUUUGCAGUUUUGCAGGGUCUGUCGAUUUCAUGCCAAAGUUUCAUUUAUGUCCGACUUUUUUUUUCUUCGUCCAGCCAUCCAAGGCUCUCCUCAUCUCCUUCUGGAGACUCCCGUUGAGGCACGUACACGAAUGUUUCCACCUUGUUGUCCGCUAUUGUCGCCAUCGACGUCAAAUGGGGGACAUAUAUUAAAAAUUCACUGAGAAUAUGAGAUACUUUCCAGAUGGGAUUCUAAGUUUUGCAGCUGCACACUCGUAAAAAAUAAGAUCCAGGAUAACACUUGUGGCGAAUUAAUGAAUCUAAGAAAAACAGCUCUGACUUUGAAUAACUUUGCUUUAAUUGAAAUAAUUAAUUUAAGUUUAAAAAAAAUCCUAUUUAAAGUAUUUUGGAAGAAAAUUUAUCACUAAUAAAAAUUGAAUCCUUAAAGGAUCAGUUUUAUUAAUAAAAAAAAACUUGAAGUACCUGAUCAAAAAGCUGCAAAAUUCUCGAAUUAUCUCUUUAAAAUUUUAUUUGAAGGCUUCGAAGAAAUCUGAUCAUAGGUAAAAAUUAAACCCCAAAAUCAAAGAAAAUUACAUUUAUUACAAAAUUCUUUCAAAUAUCCGAUGAAGGGAUUACAAAAUUCAUAAAUUCUGUCUUAAAUCAUAUUUGAAGAGUUUUCAAAGAAUUUUUAGUACUGGUAAAAAUUAAACCCUAAUUGUUUAUGGAAUUUUUUAUUAAAAAAUUGUUUCAAAUACCUGAUGAAUGGAAAAUAAUUUUUCGAAAGUUAUCCUAAAAAUUCUCCAAUAAGAAUUUAUAAAAAAAAAUUAGCACUGGUCAAAAUCAAACCAUAAAUAUUUCAAAAAUGUUUAGUUUGAAUUAGCUCGUAAAGAAAAAGAAAAAUUAAGGAUUAAAGAAGGGAAAAUAAAAUGUCUCGCUUCAAGAAUAAGAUAGUUUUGAAAUAAAAAAUAGAAAAAUAAUACGCGGAUAAUUAAGUUCUAAGCAAAAAUCAUUUGAAACUUAAUGAGUUCGUUUUUCAUUUCUAGUUUUUUUUUCUUGCACUUAUGUAUCGUUGUAAUAGAAAAAAUUUUAUAGUCAGCCGUGGAGGAAGUUGUGAAUUUUUUGUGUGUAGACCUAUUUCGCAAUGAAAUGAAAUACAACAUCUCGUCACAUCGUUAAAAGACAAUUUGGACCACAUAAUUCGCGAGGUAGAGCCAGUGGAGGCGCCAAGUGGUUACGGACAGUGAAGAAUGAAAAAAAAACUGCACGCAAAAUCAACCACCGCAGAAUUGCGACCAAAGGUUGCAUGGGUAGUGAUAAAAAAAAAGUGCUGAGGACACGAGAAAGGCCCGCAAGAGAGCCUUGAUGGUGUUAUUUGAAACAUGUUUUUCAGUGUUUUUCCCCGGACUCUCUUGCACGUCUGUGUGUGGGUUUUGUUUACUACUGAUUUUUUUCCCGUCGAUACUGUAUUGUAUUUUGAUGAUUGUAUAAAAAUAAUUCUCGUGGUUAAUGUUGCUUUCUUCAAUACUACGAUGUAAUGUAGUUUUGUGUGAGAAGAGGUUGCUGUUCUCGCGCAAGAAGCACACAAAAUACAGUAGAGCCUCUUAUAGAAAACAUUGUAAUUAUUUUGUACGCGCGAGGGAUCGUUGAACAACGCUACAGUGUUGUACACACGUGCCCUAUAGCUUUUGAGGUAGUGUGACUAUGUACAUUCCAUUUGGUAGUGUGCUGUAUAUAGCGAUGUAGUAGUGCUACCUAUAGUGUAGCGACGUGGUUGUUUUGAUGCGUGGAUUCCGGUGUGUAUGUACGUUGUUUGGGGCUCUCUACGUGGUUACAAAAAAAAAAGGAAUGUUGUGUGUUGAGUAUAGUGUGUGGAGUCGGAAUACGAAAAAGAGGAAGAGGAAUAAAUAAGUCGCAAAGUGUGAGAGAGAUGGGGUGUACGCAUUAGCUGGCUGUGGGAGGGAGAUAGGGAGGUAAAGGAGAGAAAAAAAAGAGAAUUAAACAUCAAAUACACGCAAAUAAUUUCAUUUUCCCGUCCUUCUCACACUCCCAAACUUGCCGCAUAUUACUGCGCGCCAUCUAAUGGUUUUUGAUAUGUAUGUGGCGGACAUAUGUAUAUAUUCAUUCUAUCUUGGGGCCAAGUCGACCGAGUCAAUGAUGUGGUAGUACCGCUCAGUCAGUUACCGAUCGUCUCAGUGGCAAUACAUAAUAAUUGCGAGUGCUAUUUCUUACGACGCAAAAGUUUUUGUAUUGUUGUUUAACUUCUCUAGCCGAGAGUGCGGUGUGUUCAUAAUACGGAGCCCUACCGUAUUUACGAAAGAAAAAAAUCUACUGCCAAUUCCAACAUUUUUUUUUCUCAUUCAAUCUACGCGCCUUUAAAUUGUCCCGGUGUGUACAAUCAAAAGAAAAAUCACCUAAAAAAAUGCUAAACAAUCCACCGAUUGGUAGCAGAAAGAUCCGCUGUGCUUUGAAAUGUUUUCAAGUUUAAAUGGGGCAAAAUCAGUCGAUUGCUAGCCCAAGUUAACUUCUAUAUAAUCCGAAUGUUUUGCAACAUAAGGAUUUUUCUGUAAUCUUUUGCAAGUGGAGUUAUUUGCAAAGAAAGAAAAACAGGGAAGCGUGUAUUUUAAUGCAACACGUGCCACCAUUACGGAGGGUUGAACAAAAAUCGUGCGCUUAGUGCAAAAACCCUUAGCAAUUGAGGGUGGAUUUUUACCAGUACUACCCAUGUGAACAAAUUUUUUUAUCACACUCCAAAAAUUUGAGAAGAUCUUUCGCUCAAAAUUAUCAAACAAUUUACUUUUACAAUUUAUAAAUAAAAGUGAAAAGGAAAGAGAAGAAGUGAGUGUUGGGGGUGGAAAACAAGUGUGUGUGUGUGGAAAAAUUCCCUCCAAAAAUAAUUUUCCGCGAUUUUUGUGCAUUGUGUGAGGAGGAAAAAAAAAGAAAAGAAGUUCUUUUGCGCGUUGUGCGGGGUGAAGGCGAAAAAAGGAGAAACCGACGCGCUUUGAAGAAAAAUUCAUAAUUUUUUCGUGUUUAUUUUAUUAACGUACAACACACGAAAAACCUAUAAAUAUUUUUUCUUUUGCCUUUUUUUCGUGUUAUAUAUAUUUAUGCCUGUCGAAUGUGAGAGGGAGAAAAAUUGUGGAUGGAAAAAGGCAAAAGAAGGAGAGAAAAAACGAACAAACUAAUUUAUGUGUGUUUCAUUGAAAUUUGUUAUUCUGAUUCAAAAAAAAGCACUCUUAUUGAAUUUUUUCCUCUCUCUCUCCGAGAACCACCCAAAUGAAAUAAUAAGGAAAAUAAAAAAGAUAUCUUUUCCCUUUGAGGUCAAGCAGUGUAAUUGAGUGAAGUCAAACUGUUUGAUUGAUACAAGAGAGGGUGGUUUUGUUUUACAUUAAAAAGAAAAUAAGGGCAGUGUGUGUAAACAUCAAAUUGCUAAGAGUGUAAGAAAUAAUCAUAGAGAGAGAAAAAUAUAAAGAAAAACCCAAAAGUGGCGCAAUUCUGUGACCGUAGAGUUAGAGUGAUGUUUUUGCCCCUUUUAGUGAAAAUGUGUGCUCAAUACUAAAAUUAAACAAUUAUUUAUCUUUUUGUUUGGCUAAAUCACACACACACAAACAAAAAGAAGACAAGAAAGUGAGACAAAAGGAAGGUGAAGUGAAUAAAGGAGAAAAAGAAACCUCCGUGUAUCUUCUUCACCUGGAUCCCAUUUUCAUUUGCAACACAAAUCAAAGUGGUAGCCACGACCGCUUUUGUACCGACAAGUUCUCAUGGGCCACCGUGGCGGAAACUUACCGCCGCGAUGUCCACGUCAUUUCAGAACCGAAUGUCGACGCUUGUCGCGUCGACUGCGGCCAGUGCACUAUCAUCCACAUCAGCAAUGACGGCCUCACAGACAAAUGAUCCAAAGGCAAAUGCCGGCAUCGUCCUUCAGGGCUACUACCGUAAGCUCAAGACGAUGAAGAAGAAAUAUUUUGUGCUGUACAGUGACACGAAGGAACGUUCAGCACGACUUGAAUACUAUGACAGUGAGAAGAAGUUUAAAACAAAUUUUGGUCAUCCCAAAAGGACAAUUGUCCUGCGUACGUGCUUCAAUAUCAACAGGCGUACGGAUACGAAGCAUAAAUGGGUUGUGGCCCUCUACACCAAGGAUGAUUGCUUCUGCAUUGUCUUCGAUGCAGAACAAGAUCUCAAUAUGUGGCUGAGGAAUUUGCUAUCACUGCAGCGCGGUGAUGAUUCAGCAGGUGAUCCACCGAGGCCCAAUUUUGAGCACACGUGGUCGGUUCAAGUUCAGCGCAAAGGCCUGGCUGAGGAUAAAGGAAUUAUUGGGAACUACCACUUGUGCCUCACGGAAAAAUCCUUAACGCUGGUACGUGUGGGAUCUGCUACAACAACGGGUGGAGACCAUAGAUUGGGUAGCGUUGAGUUCCUCCUCACGACGAUACGUCGUUGUGGGAAUACCCAGUGCUUCUUCUACAUGGAAGUCGGGCGGCAUAGUGCAAUUGGCGCCGGUGAAUUGUGGAUGGAGACACAGGAUCCCUUUAUUGCGGAAAAUAUGCACCAGACUAUAAUCAGUGCAUCUGCCAAUUGUAAGAGCAGGGAUGACUACAUGGGCCCUGUAAGGCCACGAUCAUCAUCGGCAAAUGAGGCAUCAAAACCCAUUUCAAUGGCAAUGCGACGUCAAACGCACGUCGGCCAGAAGCCCAUGAAUUUUUCACCAUCAGGCGAGAGUCCACCAGCAAAUACAUCAACGUUUAGUACAUGUAGUUCAGCUUGCACAGUUGUUCAGGCCCCGAAUUUCAAAAGUGCACACCAGGAUACUUUUUCAUGUGAUGGAGGCAGUCCAGAAAAGAAUCCUCUGACCUGUAGUCACGAGGAGGACAUGAUCCUAAGUCAACAUGAUGUGGCGGUUGCGGCGUCCACAUCAUGCCAUCAGCGAGCACUGUCGCUUCCAUGUGCAGCGGCAGUGCUCAGCAAUGCCGCUCCGUCCUCAUCACUUGUCACAGCAUCUGUAUCAUCAUCGAAAACUGGGUCCGGCAUUCAGCCAGUGCAUCAGCGUACACGAUCACUCCCACUCACAGAGGAGACGGCCAUCGUGGUGGCGCCGGUGCCGCGGCAAGAGGUUCGCGUUGUCAAUUGCACAUGCCCCACGGAUGGGGCACCAAAUUCCCACUGUUCGCAUAGAAUUCCACAUGGGGCCACACCCGUUGGGGUGGUGGGUACCACUGAUGGGCAUUUCAAUAAUAACCACCUCCCGCCCACGGGCUGCCCUGGCAAUUGCCCCGAGAUGAACAACAAUCGCGAUCAUCAGCGUGAUUUCCCACCGAUUGUCCACCAUCAUCUCCAUCAUCAUCACCAUCACAUGUCCACAACAUCCAUGGAGAGUAUUGUUGAGGAUCAAGCGCUCACGAGUGCCGAUGGCGAGGCGAAGAGUAGUGUUCCGGCGGCCCCUGUGAGAAAGAUGAGUGCAGGAAAGUUCCCAGGAACUUCCUCGGCUUCCUUCUCCGGUGGUUCACCCCUUCUUAUGCGUCGUACGAGAAAUAGCAAUUCGGCCAGGAGUUCAGCAAUGAAGAGGGAGCGCUGCGACAGUCUCCCGUCGCGAAAUCGCGCCAUCAGCGAGAGUAGCCAACAAAAUAACACGUCGAUGCCACCGCCGAGGUCGAUUCCCUCAAAUCGACCUCACUCCAUGUACAAUCGACACAGCAACAGCCCGCCAGUGAACUCCUGCCCGCUGAGUCCGUCUGGGGCUUGUUCCGAGAGCGACGGAUCAUCGCUCAGCAUCGAUGAGACUGAUGGUUUUGGGCAUUCGCUCACACCAGAUGAAUAUUGUCAUCAGUUCCAGAGGUAUAUGGGUGGCAUGUCACAGGAGUCAGCGAUUCUUGAGGAGAACUCCGAUGACUACUGGAACAGCGACAAGAAGCUACAUUCAAUGUAUGACAGAAAUCAUAGAUUUGGCGAGAAGGGUAUCACGCAAAAUGGAACCUCCCUGUCGCUACCAAUUACCCAGACGCAAGCCCAUCGAAAGGGUAGUCCAGCACCACCUGUGGGAUCCGUUGAGGGUCGUAGUAGCUACAUUGAGAUGUACAGUCCGUGUGGGAGUAGCCCAGGAGACCCAACGGGCUCUUCGGGCUACCUACCCAUGUCGCCGGGCGUUGACUUUGGUCGUGGCGUCUAUACAGGGAGCUCAGGGGUGCAUAGUCGUGCCUCGAGCCUUGCCGAGGAGGGUGUUGAUGGAUCGCAACAUGAUCAGUACGUGGAUAUGGAUCCAUCGCAUCGGCACCACACAAUGAGUGGGAUGAGUUCAGCAGCAUCGAGUUCCAGCAUCACAUCGGGUACACCAUCAACUGAUACGCGUUUUGCUGACUACCCCCUUGAGAAGGUCUUUGCGCGCUUCACACCCGAUGAAGAGGAUAAUUCCGUGCUGAGAGAUCGUCCAAUAAGGGCGUAUUCCGUGGGGAGUCGAAUGGAGCACAAUAAGCGCAAAUUCCGUAUUGAUCUUCUCAAUACAGACAACUCCAGUCUGCGGGCUAGGGCCUUCUCGCUGGGUUCACGUGCCAAAGUUCCGCGUUCGGAGCAGUACAAGGGUGGUAUGACGCAUACCCAAUCGACCAUUGUUCAGACAAAUCUGGCCAAUAACAAUGGAUCCACAAAGAGUGGGAAGAAAUCCUCGAGUGCCCCAAUGCUGGACAAACGGGCAAAUCCCGAACUAAUGGAUGAUUUCAUGGAGAUUGACUUCUCGCGGGGCGAUGAAGAUACACCCACGUCAACAAUGCCAAUGCCCGUACCCUCAUCUCAAUCAUCAGAAUCCUGCAAUUUCCCCCAUGAGACUGCCUACGCACGAACGGAUAGUACAGAUGGGUACGUUGAAAUGAGACCUGUGGCUAUGUCAAAGAGCCCAAGUCUCUCAAGUUCCCCCGUAAAGUCCUACAUGUCCCCCCGGACGGUUCCUCUCAGGUCAUUGGUGAAGAAUAACAAUAACGUGGAGAUGUCACCUGUUUUGGGAGGACGUCCAGUACCGAGUAGUUCCACCUUGGCCACCUCCCCAAAAGCCUCCACAACAUCUGAUGACUACCUUAAUAUGAGUCCCGUUGAGGGGAUUCAUGAGAAAAUGGAUGUGGAUAUGCCACGAAUGUCCAGCGCUCCGGAAGGUUACAUUGAGAUGUCGUGGUCCACGAAGAAUUCCAAGACAGUCAAUAAUAACACAAUUCCGGAGAAACCAGCAUCGGAUGAGUACAUUAACAUGAGCUUCCAGAAUGCCAGGCGCAAUGGGAGUGGGAAAAAGGAGUCAAAUACCCCAAGGAUGACCUCAAUGCCAAUUGCAAUUCAAGGGAAGCAGCCAAUGUAUUCCGGAAGGAGUUCUCUAACGGGGAAGGGUGAGCCGCAGCAGUCGUUUUUGCCACUAAAUACGACUGUUGCAACGCAACCACCAGCUCAUCGAUCUGAAUCAAAGGAUAGUGGCAUUGUGACACCAACAGGAUCAAAUGCCGCAAUCUUCCCCUUUAGCCCAAGUAGCCCAAUGAAACCAUUCCAACACACAGAGCCACGAAAAUGUCUCGUAGAUGGAUCAAGUGGCACAGUGAUGCUGGCAGAGGAGGAAGCAUCGCAUGGGAGUAGUGGUGUAGCCACACCAACCACCCCUGUCCCCAUGGAGGGUAUCUCAUCGGAUGAGUGCUCAUCCAAGGGAAUCCGAAAGUGUUCAGCUGAGGAGAAUCGAUACGUUGACUCAGUGGCGCAGCAAACAAAGAUUCGUCGGCUCUCCAUUGAGGUGCCGGACUAUGUUAACUGUACCCCUGUGGGUGUACGUAAAAUUACCCCAUCGGUAUCACCGCUGAGGAAUAGUGCUGAGGAUGUGGCUGGAGACUAUGUCCUAAUGAGACCAGCUGCCACCACGGUGGAGAGGGUACCACCAAAGAGAGUUACGCCGGUCAAUAAGAAUUCCAGUGAGCUCUCACUGAAUACCUUUGAGGGUUUUAUUCCCAUCGCCUCGGCGGAAGAGGAGGCAUCGCGAGAGGAUAAAGUUGUUAGCCCCCGUACGACGAAUCCAUCAUCGCUGAAGCGUCCAUUCUGGUAUGGCAAAGAGUCUGAUGGCUCUUUUGACUCUCUACGCGUAGCAUCGAGACCAAAUUCGGUCAAUAGUGACAAAAUAACGUCAAAAAUCUCGAGUUUGAGUCUCAAUCGCCCCAAUUCGGCAAAUAGUGACCACGUGCCACCAAUUUCGUCUUCCUCAUCCGCCUCAACGCUGUGCGGCUCAUCGUCAUCCUCGAGCACACUUUGCGGCAGCAAAAGUCCCUCCAGUGCCACCCUUAUGCGCCCACAAUCCUUCACGGAGUCCACAUCACGUCCGGAUUCUGCCACGGAACAAACAUCCCGCCCACCUUCCGUCACGUCUGAGCGGGAACUUCACUAUGCCAGCCUAGAUUUGCCACCAUGCAGCGCAGGCGCUGCCGGUGUGGCGCCACUAGCGCGGCAAGAGGCAGCUGAUCUAUCAUCAUCGAGCGCCUCAUCGAAAAAUGCCUCCCUUUCGGGUGACUCCUCGGCCAGUCCCAGCCCCAAUGCUGCCCCCACGGGUGCCACCCAAGUGCCGACUGUCGCCUUCAACUAUGCUCAAAUUGAUUUCACCAAAUGUGAAAAUCCCAAGGCCACUACACCAAAUUAAUAAGGUAGGACACACAGCAUUGCUAAAAACAUAAAUAUAUAUACAACAUACUCUGUCGCGCAUAAUUCCUCAAAAAAAAACUAAAUAAAUGGAGAAAAAAGAAUAUUAUUUAAAGAAUAAAAAAGAAAUAUCUCAAAAACACGAAAACUGCCACAAAAAAAAAGUUUAAAAAAAGAAAAGAAAAUAAGUUAAAAUGAUAAACUAAGAAUAAAUCCAAAGGAAAAUUACUACCUUACUAAUAUAGAUGAGUUUUAAACAAACAAACAAAAAUCUACUAUCCACUCCAAUAGAUUUUAGAGCAAAAGAGUGAGAGAUGUUUGAAAAUCUCUGUGAGAAAAAGAAAAACUAUUUUGUAGACUUUCCUAUUUUAGUGAGCUAAUCAGCAUUGCUCAUAAAAAUAUAAAAAUGCAAAAAUAGAUGAAAAAUAGCAUAAUAAAGGUUAAAAGAGGUCAAAAAAAAUUAAGGAAAAAAACGAAAAUGGUUAAAUGACAAGACUCAAUUCCUAUAUCCAUUUUUUUAUUAAAUAUAUUUACAUUAAUAUUUAUUAUUCACUCUUUGUUUUUUUUUUACAUAAAUUGUUAUUUUUUGUGUUUCUUCUUUAUUUUACACACACACAAAUACACACACCCACUAUACACCUACAAUUAUGAGGAAAUAAUCCCUUAUAAUGAGGAAAAACCUAUAUAUAAUUUCCCGCCGUCUUUCCUAUAUAAAAAAUCCAACAAUUUGUUCAUUUUUUCCCCUUUUUUGUACAAAAAAUGCAUCCAAAUCCAAUAAAUUGCUGAUUGUCGUUAUUAAAGAAAUAUUCAAAAAGAAAAUGAGAACAAGCACAGAAAUAUUAAGAUUUUAACAGUUCUGAGACACGUCAAACGUAACGUCAUGCGAAUAAAUUUUUAUUUCAAUGGUAAUUUGUGAAAAUGUGUCAGGGAAUUGAAAGAAAAAAACAAAUAGAAAAUUUUAGAUAUUGCAGAGAUAAAUUUCAGUUAAAAUUUGACAAGUUAAUAAAUGUCAGAAAUUUGACAGAUGUUGAUAAAUGUCAGAAAUUUGACAGAAGUUGACAGACGUUAAGAACACAUACACAAUGUCCAACUAACGAGACUUGAGAAACGUCAAAAACAUACUGAAAGAUCUAAAAAUAUUUAUCGAUAUUUUUUUCAAAUUAAAACUUGACAUUUUCCCCUGAAAAAUAAAAUCCAAAUUUUCAAAUUGACAGAAAGCGAUAACAGCAUUUGUGGAUUCCUUACUCACAAGACUGCUAUUUACGUAUAUAGAUGAAUUUUCUAAGGUUAAAUAGAAAAAGAUAAAAGAAAAAACUCCACGCAUGGAAUUUAGUAAAAUAAUUCUUUUUUCCUCAAUUGAAUUGCUUUAUCACAAUGCGGUGUAGGAUGCGGAAAUAUAGAGCAAGAAUGGUUCACAUUAGAUGGCAUACAAAGAAAAAGAAAAUAUUUUGGACGACAUAGAAAUAUUUAGAGAGCACUUAAAGGUGAAAAUGAGAAAAAUCCAUUAAUCUUUUGCUCUUAAACAUUUCUUCUCCCCUCCAUUUUUGUAUACCAAUUUAUUAGAUUUUUUUCUGUUGCAUAGGUUUUUAAGGUAAAAUAAUUUUGCCAGAAGGUUUUGAAUGUGUUUUUUUUUUAUGUGGGAAUGUAGGGAAAAUGUAUGUAAUAAAGAGUAGCAUAAAAUUGAAUAAAAUCGGAGGGAAAAACACGGAAAAAUAUCAAACUUCAGCUAUAGCUUUAAAAUUUCUUUCGAUGCUUUAAAAAUCAUUAAAAAUUGUAAUCUAAUUGUAUAAUUAUUUUAUUGAAAUUUAAAGUAUUUUUUAAGUAAAAAGAAUUAAGAUUUACAUUCAUUAGCAUGAUUUUCUUUCUAACACUUAAAAUAAAUUAAUUGAUUGAAUAUAGAUAUCACAAUUGACUUUAGAGCGGGGAAAACGCAAUGAUUUGAAGGAGGUUAAUGUAGCCAAUGCAUUAAUGUUUAUUUUACUUACAAACCUUUCUCAUCUAUUCUUGCUGCAAUUUUUGAGAGUUAAAAAAUUAUCAUUUAUCUUGGAAGAAAAUAACCGGAAGGAAAUGAAAAAAAAAAAGACAUUUUUUGGAUAAAAAUCAUCAAAGAGAAUUCUCUUUCAAAAUAUCAAGCAUCAUGAGCAUUUUCUCUAAUCUCUAAAACACAAAGAAAUGAAGAAAUAGAAGUAAUUCACGUGCACGCCAUCUAGAUCCUAAAGCAUACAAUAGCAUAUCUCAAAUUCCUCACAUUACUAUAGUUAAACUAUACAAAUACAUUUAUUCUUCUUUUUAAUUUCUUCCAAAGUGAAAUUUUAUUGAAAAAAAAAUCUGCCGAAAAUAAAUUUCAAAAGUGUUUGCAAAAGAAGACUAAAAGUUAAGGAGAAAAAGAAAAUUAAAAUUGAUUUAUUGAGCAAGAAAGCAACAAAGCAAAUUGACUGAUUAAAUGUAACAGAAAAAUGCAAGAGAAAAAAAUAGGAAACAGAAAGUGCGCAAAAAUAAGCAAAAUGAAUUAAAUAAUUUAUUAAAAAAAAGAGUCACAUAAAAAAAUCCAAUGGUGUAAUAGAUUUAAUUUAUAUGAAAGAAAAUUGCUUGAGGUAUAGCAUGAAAUAGUUUGAGGAUUGCAUGAAGGGCGGAGGUGAGGGGUUAAAGAGAAUGAAGAAAAAAAUUUCCAACCAAUUAAUUACAAUUCAAAGUGUUCGAUAAAGUGGCUAUUAACAAAGAGACUAAUUCGAUUUGAUUAAAUUAAUUAAAAUAUGAACAUUAAAUAACAAGAAAAAUGGGGAGAGAUGAAUAAAAGAGGUUUAGUCAUAAUCACAAUUAAGUAAUCAUAGAACAUAGGGCAAGAGGAAUUACAUUAAAAGAAUAUUUUUUAAGAAAUGUAAAUAAAAUAUCCAAAAUUAUGUAGACAAUUCAGUUUUUUUUUAUAUUAGAUCUUUCCUUUAUUUAUAAAGUCUUCAUUGUUGAGCAUUUUUGUAAAAUUUUCAUUUUUGAAUUAAUUGGAAAUUCUUCGUGGGAAGAUAUUAUAUUUUUAUAAUAGAAUUAUUAGAUUUAAUUUUCUGUUUUAAUGAAAGUCUGCAUUCUUAUUUUAUUUUCUUUUGAAUGAUUCCUAAAGAAACAACGAAGAAAAAUCAAUUAUUUGGGAAAUUUUCAUCCCAUGAUUUUUCAAAAAUUACGCAGGUUCUUUUUGUUUGUUUGUUUAUUAUUAUUUUUAAGUUAAUUACGGAACAUUUUUUACCCACCGUUCAUUAUUAUUUUUUGUAUUAGUUUUAGGUUGUUUAGUUGCAAAUUAUGAUUAUUUUUCAUAUUAUGUUUUGUUUGUUCUUGCUCUCUAUUACUUAUUUUUUUGUUUUAUAGAAUUUCUCUCAAAAUGUUUUACUUUUCUUCAAAAAAAGAAUUGGAAUAUUUUCUAUUUUUCUUUUAAAUUAAUUCUAUAAAGGAAUUUAAAAAAUGUCCUUAAUUCAAGAUGAAAAUCUUAUUAAUGAAUAAGGAAAAAAUCUUUUACUUCAAAUCAAUUUUUUAAAAAUAAAUUAAUAUUUAAUCUUCCCACUGUAAAUUCUUUUGCAUUGCCCUGUAAAAAAACCUAAAAGAAAAUUUAUUUCAUAGAAAAAGAGUGAGAGAAUUUGCAUGAAAAAUUAAAUUUAAAUAAAAAAUCAUAAUGUUACUGAAAUAAAUGAAAAUAUUUAGAAAAAUAUUUAAGGAAAUCACUUUUAAAGGUUAAAACAAAACGUAGUUUAAUAUAGAAGGUAAAUUAAGGAGAGAAAAAGCAACAAAAAAAAGUGUAUACAAUACACUGAAAAAAAAUCUUACUAAUUUUCUAUUUUGGAAAUAGAAAAUUUAAUUUACAUGAAGUAAAAAAAAUAAAGAAAUUAAACUUUAGAUGAAAAUCAUGCUGUAUAGGAUUAAAGGUAAAAUGCUAGAAUGCAUUGUAAAAAAAAAUGAGUCGUAUAUGAAAAAUUUUUAAUUAGAUUUUUGUGUAAAUAUAGAACAUAGAAGAAAACAUAUAACAUACAUUUUUUCAAAGGACGAAAACAAGAGCAGAAAAUGAAACAUAAAAUGUGUUCAAACAAUAUUCACUACUUUACAACAAAAAGAGAGAGAGAAAUAUAUUAAAGAAAAAUACUUCUUAAGGGACAUAAAAAAGGCAUAAAAAUGAAGAUUUUAUUUUUGAGUAAAACACCACGUCAAACGUUCAUUGUUGUUUUAGUUUACUAAACUACAUUACAUGAUAGGUAUGUAGUUGAAUUAUAUAUACAAUCCUUGUAGACUUCUUUUUUUUUACAUUUAAGUACAUAGACAAGGUUACAUUAAAAUAUGAAGAUUUUUUAGGAGAGAGAGAGGAGUUUAUUUAUAUCUCAAUCCAAAUAUUAUUUUUAUUUAUAAAGAAAAAAAACAUUCUCAUUUCCAAAAUAAUUUGCCUUUCUCACACCAAUUUUGUCUUCAUUCUUUUCCUCCCAAAGAUUUAUUUAUUCACAAUACUUGCAAUUUUUUUUUCCUUUAGAGAAACCUCCUAUUUAUAAGAAAAAUACGUUUUUUUUUAACUUCUGAAAAAUACUUUGAAAAAAUCGAUUUAUAUACCUAUUUAAAUGAAACAAAAAAAAUGAAGAAGAAAAUAUAAGAAUAGAAAAAAUAUUUUUUCGCUGCAUGGUGCUACAGAUAUCGAAAUAUAUUGUAUAACAUUGAACUGCCAAUUUUAUAUAAUUAAAAAGGAAACAAGUGAGGGAGAGCAAAAUAAAGUUUAAAAAAAAUGGUUACAAGAAGUCAUAAACAGAAAAAAGAAGUAUUGGUUUUCAAAUAAAAAAAGGUUCAGUGCAAAAGGUCAAAGGACAUGGGAAUGGCAAUUAGUCCUUCGUUUAUUUUUGUUCCUUCACUAAUUUUUCACAGUGGCGGCAAUAUUUCAAAGAGUUAGAUUUUCUUUAGAGGUCAAAUGAAAUCAUUUUAAGGUCAAAAAUUACAAAGAAGAAAUAUUGAAAUUAAAGAAUUUUAAACGUUCUCUUUGAUUAGAUUUUAGGCUACGCUCUUGUAGCUUUCCAUCUUCUUCAAGACUUGAAAAAUUGUCAAAUUUUGAGCCUUAAUUCAGUGAUCAAGAAACUCCUGAAUCUUUGAUUUUCUUUUACUGAAAUUUAAAGAUUUCAAACAAAUUUAAGUCGCUGAAUUAAGGCCCUUUGUCAGACUUUCUUUUUCUUCAAAAUCAAUAAAAGAAACUUUUCCUUUAAUUUACGUUCUAAUUGCCAAGCUCAAAUGCCUUUGUCCAGGGGACAGCUUAUUGAAAUGUAAGAAGAAAUAAAAAUUGAACGUUUUAUUGACAGAGCAAAAAAAAAAGAAGUUUUCUAAACGAAAUAAAAGAAAUAUUUAUUUUGCUGCAAGAAACCUUUAUUUUUUUCUGUGUUGGACGAUAGAAGAGAAAAACUGUUUAAAAAAAAUUGCCGUAAAUAAUGGAAUUGAUGGAAUUUAAGUUACUAUAUAAACUAAACAAGAGGAAUUAGCCGUGAAAAAUAUUACCUUUACGCAAGAACCUAAAUGAAAAGAAAAAAAAUGAACCUGUAUUUUUUAAAAAUAAAACAAGAUAAUAAAUCAUUAAAGAAAAAUCUUCAUAUUGGAAUGAAAAAAAAAAUUAGAAAUAGAAACAGAAAAAUAUAUAUUUUUGAUCUUUCGUGGAAAUAGUUUAAGAGCAACCAGUUGAAAAUAUAAAGAAGAAAAAAAUCUCCAGUGUAUUAAAUUCUUCACUCAAAGCAAAAUAAAAAGAAAACUGAAAUGAAAAAAAAAAGUUAAAUUUGUUCGUUGCAAGAGUGAGAAAGUUAAUAUAUAUUUUGUGGUGUAAAUAAUCCAUCAAUUUCCUAUUAUAUCUACAUAUAAUUACUUAUAAAUCUAAACAUAGCCACUGAAAACACAGAGACAAGAAAAAAAAGUUAAAACCAAAUAGCUAAAGAAAAAAAAAUGAAUAAAUAGAGAAAGAAAAAUGAUUUAAGAUGAAUAUUUAAUGAAGAAGAAAAAGAAACUAAAAGGAGAAAACAAGAGAUAAAAAAUAUGUGGAAAUUAUGUGUUCUUUAUAUUUUAUAAGAAUUAUAAAAUAAACAAAAAAAAUCACUAUACACACACAUUGAAAGUUUUACCUAAAAAAGAAGAAUAAAAAUAAUGCUAAAGAAUAGUAAAAGAAAAACACGAUAAAAAUUAUUUUGAAAAAGAAAUAAAUCAUCUAAGAUGUAGAUUUAGGAAAAGAAAAAAGUAUACAUAAAAACAUUUUUUAAAUAUACAAUAAAAUUAUUUUACUAAAGAGAAAUAACUAUAAAAAAACAUUAUAUUAUAUGAUACUCCUAAACGUAGUGAGAAAAAAAAAUGAUUUUGUGAAGUUUUUUCUUUUUCAAAAUUCCUCAAAAAAAUUGGAGUAAAAGAAAAAAAAUAAUGUAAAACUUUUCAAAAUUAUUAUACUAUUAAAAAAAAAUAAAUAAAGAAUAAAAACUCCAUGGAGUGGCAGAUUUUUUACGACUAAAUUAAGAGAGCAUGUAGACAGUAAAAAAAAGGUAGUAAAUUAAGUUAAAAGAAAAAUGGAAAAAAAAGUUUGAAAAACUCCCAAAAAAAAGAAUUAAAAAGAAUUGAAAAAAAACUAUAAAAUGUAGUUUAAAUUAGAUUUCUACUUAGAUAGCCAAUUAUACAUGAUUAUCGAUGAAUAUUUUAGGUUGAUAACAUUUAAUCUUAAAUUAAACUGUAUUUAUGAUAAAAAGAAAUCCACAUAAAUUAUUAUAUUACUUUUAGAAUGUAUAAAAAAAAAUGCUAAAAUGCAAAAAUUUGGUACAGUAAAUGCCGGGAAAAAAUGAAAAUGCAGCAAAAGAACUUCCUCGUUGAGAAUUUUCCGGGGGAUUCUUUUUGAUUUUCAUUUAUAUUUAUUAAGCAAGGAAGAAGAAAAAAAAAACUUUAGUGGUUUAAUCAUUAACUUUCAAUUGUUGUAUUUAUUUCAUUUUGAUUCCUCAUAAGAAAAAAAAUCUGAAACUGAUUUAAGAAGAUUGACUAAAAGAGAAAAAAAAACACGACUUUACGUAAAAGAGUGAAAAAUUAAUUCCACAAAGAUUUUAUUUAAGAAUUUAAACAAACAAUUUAGAUGAGAAAUUUUUAAGGAAUUCGCGCAGAAUUGUAGUUACUUUUUUUUUGUUUAUUUUUAACAGUAAUGCCAUUUAUAUUUAUUUUAUUAUUUUAUGUUUUCCUAAUAAACUAUUUUAAUGAAAACAUUUUUUUGUUCGUCGUAAGUUAAAAGAAAAAAAAUGUAGCGUGAGUGAGCAAAAUAUUAUUAUAUUGAAAAUAAAAAAUCUAUAUAUAUUUAAGGUUUAAAAGAAAGAAAAAAAAGAGAAAAAAAGAACAUUAGCUUGUAAGUUUUCUAAAAUUAAUUAAAUUGAAUGAUAAUAAGUAAAAAAAAA